AUGGAAGAUGCAGCGGUGGUAGGCGAUGCAGACGUUAUUGGACAGCAAUUGAAUGCGGUGGAUGCAGAUCGCGGAGAAUCGAUCGAAGUUGUUGGAGGAGGGUUAAUUGAUGCUGGCAGUGUGAAGGUCGUCACCGAGGCUGGCACACCUGGUGGGGAAACUAAUAUUGUCGAUAAGAAGGACGCAGAAGGUAAAGGAGAUGGUGCUAUGGCUGAUGUGGAUGAGGUGAAGGUUGAUGUGGAAGCUGGAAUUCGGCAUGCAGACGCUGUUGUAGCUGAUGUAAAGCUGGUGGAUAAUAUUGUCGUUACGGAUGUUGGCAUGGAGAUGAGCAGUCCUGGAGACGAAGAUGUGAAGGUCGGUGAAGAAGAGAUGGCGGCAAGUAAGAAGAGGGGAAGGCCUCAGAAAUCAAUAGAUAAAGGAGAUGCUAUUAGUCCGGUGGUUGAUCUCAAUGUUAGUGCAGUGACAGGAAGCUGUGGGGAUCAAGAUGUGCCACUCAGUGACCAGAAAUCCAAGGCAAGGAGAAAGAGAGGAAGGCCUCGGCCUUCCAUUGUCGAACUUAUUGAACAUGCUGGUUGCCUCUUUCCCUUCCAAGACGAGAAGAAGGCUGCGUUUGCCGGUUCUGAUUUGGUGUGGGGUAAAGUGAGGAGCCAUCCUUGGUGUCCUGGUCAGAUUUUUUAUCCUUGUGAUGCAUCCAAAAUGGCGUCGAACAUUCAGAAGAAAGAUCAUCAUCUGGUUGCAUUUUUUGGAGACAAGACAUUUGCUUGGUGUGAUGAGUCACGAUUGAAGCAUUUUGGGACAUACUUUUCACAAAUGGAGAAUCAGAGCAGUUCGAAUGCAUUUGUAACUGCUGUGAGUGCUGCACUUCAAGAGGUAUCAAGGCGUGUCGAGAUGGGAAUGACAUGCCAUUGUUUUAUGGAUGAAAUUUAUGCUAGCCUCGAGGAUCAAAAGAUUGAGAAUGCUGGGAUUCAGGAAGGAACAUGUGGCUCCACUGUUGACAGGUGUUGUAUUGCAACCUCUUUUGAGCCUCUUAGACUUGUUGACUAUAUCCAAACAUUAGCACAGUUCCCACAUGGUGGGGUUGAUAAAUUGGAGUUUGUGGUAGUCAAGUCUCAGUUGAAGGCCUUUUAUCACUCAAUGGGAUAUGCUGAGCUUCCUGUAUUUGUUCUUGUUGAAGAACUGGAGAACGAUAUCGAGGGCUCACCAUCCAUGGAAAGGAUAUCUGGUGAAGACAUCGGUGAUCCCUCAACUCCAACUUCUUCAGAUGCUGUUUCGGGCAAAAGAAAAUCAAGAGUUAGAGGAAGUUCACAUGGAAAGGAGAAACACAUCUUUGAGCAUGGUAGGAAAAAGAAAAGCUUAUCUGAGCUCCUGGAAAAGAACAAUGAUCAUCAUGAUGUGGAUAAGAACACUAGAUAUGAAGGAAAUGCUUCUUCACACAAAAAUGAUAAGGGUGCCAAUUUUGAUCCCGCUGAUUCAGGGAAGGGCAAGAAGAAAAAGCUUGACUCUUUAGUGGAUCUGGGAACCAAGUCACAGACUUCCAGACAUGGAAAACAGUUGAAGGUUGGAGAAUGCAUGCAUCAAGUGGCAGGACAGAUGACAGGGUCACCCCCCAUGCUUAAGUCUAAUGGUAAUGCAUUAACAAAAAGCUCAACUAAAGCAAGUGGUAGAAAAGAUGAUUUUGGUGAUGCUUCUAAACAAAAAAAGACUCGAAGAGGAAUCAAAAGUGUCCCAAGGGACUAUUCCUCUUCAGGCGAGAUGCUUGCCGAGCUCUCUGUAGCCGCAUGCGAUCCGACUGAGGAGUACAAUUCUCUACCUGUAAUGUUCAGUUUCUUCACUGAGUUUAGAAGCCGAGUCUUUUGUAGUUCAG
This is a messenger RNA of Musa acuminata AAA Group (dessert banana), 1864 nucleotides long. Its product is annotated as PWWP domain-containing protein 2-like. The annotation marks the transcript as partial. The transcript has a single exon. The record is from RefSeq and is a predicted model, not a curated record. Lineage: Eukaryota; Viridiplantae; Streptophyta; Magnoliopsida; Zingiberales; Musaceae.